AUGAUGACGUGUUACAAAGAAUACUGUGGAAAGCCUGCGCAUAAAAAAGCGACUGCGGCUGAUCAUGCUGGAAAUCGUCAAAAGAAGAGGGCGAAUGAGCUUGAACCUCAACAGCAACCUUUUUGUGAUUGUAAGUCCACUCGUCGCGCUUUCAAGAAAGCGGAAAUGUUCCUUAUGAAAAACACACAGAAAGAUCAGUCGAAGAAGACUAUAAUAUAA
Molecule: messenger RNA, 219 nt
Organism: Angiostrongylus costaricensis
Lineage: Eukaryota; Metazoa; Nematoda; Chromadorea; Rhabditida; Metastrongylidae
Source: the annotation of a GenBank genome assembly